AUGGCUGCCUUGAAUCUCGAGAUUUCGACUGGAAUUCCAAUUCAAAUACCAGACGGGACAGCCUUCGACGACAUAAAGCAAGCAAAGAAGGAAGCCAUUAUAAAGUUCUUUGCCAAGCGUCCUUGGAUACUACUUCCAAACAGAGAGAACCCUUUCCCAAGAAUGAACCAAAUUCUCAAGGGUCUCCUUCACUUCUCUGGUCAGCCGUUCUACAUAACCUGUGAAGGCGACAUUCAGCCAGUUCAGUAA
Messenger RNA from Trichomonas vaginalis G3, 249 nucleotides. RefSeq lists its product as uncharacterized. The transcript has a single exon. Lineage: Eukaryota; Parabasalia; Trichomonadida; Trichomonadidae. The coding region runs from base 1 to 249 and encodes 82 amino acids. The record is from RefSeq and is a predicted model, not a curated record.